Trichomonas vaginalis G3 is the source of this 3246-nucleotide messenger RNA. Its product is annotated as Rab guanyl-nucleotide exchange factor protein. NCBI's taxonomy places the organism in Eukaryota, Parabasalia, Trichomonadida, Trichomonadidae. Gene Ontology annotation, cellular component: cytosol; intracellular membrane-bounded organelle. The record is from RefSeq and is a predicted model, not a curated record. Gene Ontology annotation, biological process: endocytosis; endocytic recycling. The transcript has a single exon. Gene Ontology annotation, molecular function: phosphatidylinositol phosphate binding; guanyl-nucleotide exchange factor activity. The coding region runs from base 1 to 3246 and encodes 1081 amino acids.
AUGCUUCGCUUUUGUCAGGGAUCGACGCCUCUCUUCGAUCUAAUACUCGCAGUUGAGUCUGAUCCAAAUGGAAUACUUCUAGCAAAGCAAGUUUAUCCAGUUGAACCGCCUUUAAUUGAAUAUGAAAAGACUGCUCUUAGGUUCUGUUUUCCGCUCGGUGAUACAAAAUUAGUGACAGACAAGUUUACUUUCGCAACAAAAAAAGGCGAUUCGGAUUAUUCUUAUGGUUAUGUCAUUCAUUAUCCAAACAAUAAUUCAGUUGUAGCAUAUUGCGUAUUAUCGCAGCAUUUUGAUCAGCUAAGGAUUUUGCAAAUGAUGGAACUUAUUGUUCCAAAGUUUGAACAAAAUAAUGCCAAAUCAGCAAUAUCUAUAGCAGCUUCAUUUCAAAAACCAAACAUUCACGGUGAUACAUUACUCUCAGAACAACUCGUUAUUAAUAGUAUGGUACUUGACUUAUUAUUCAUCUUCCCUGGCGAAGUCGUCGGUAAUUUAAUUGCAUACAUAGCUGCAGAUUCCAAAAUUAUUAUACAAGCAACGUCAUUAACAAGACUUUCGAAAGUUUGUUUUUCGCUUAUCUCUUUGAUAUAUCCAUUGAAUUGGCCGGGCGUUUUCAUUCCAUUGCUCCCAGCUAAGCUUACUGACGCAAUUCUAGCGCCAUUUCCAUUUAUUAUCGGCAUACCUGCUGCUCUUGCAUCAAAUGUAUCAUGGGAAGACGUUGAAUCUCAUAUUUUCUUAGAUGUUGACACGGGAACAUGCAAAUUCCGAGGAGUUCCUGAGCUCCCUAAGCAAGUCAAGAGUAAUGUAAAGUCAUUCGCAAAGUCAAUUAAUUCAAAUCCGAACGAAUGCAGCAAAAAAUGCAGAAAAUUGUUCCUAUCUACUGUUGCAACAGGCUUAGGGGCAAAAUCAACCGAGUAUCAGGAGAUGCAGAAGGCAUAUAAUUCGAUUCAACAGAAUGAUCUUGAAGAAGAAUUUAGCCAACUUAUAUCUUCAUCGCAAACAGUUUUAAAGCUCAUUCAUUCGCCAGAAGAUCAGAACGUCGAAAUAUUUAAUACAUUUUUCCCUGAAUCAGAUAAACCGUCGGAAAUUUCUCUAAAAUUAUCGACAAAAAGAAACCCUACGCAAAUUCUUUUACUUCCACCUGUUACUAUUGAGAACAAGUCGGAAAAGAAGAAGCCUUCCUUGCCAAAUAUCGAAACUCCAGAUUAUCUAAAAUCUUACAGGGGUCCAGUGAUGUCAGCCGCACUCAAUAGGGCAGGAGCUGUAUCAGGACCACAGAAAGUACCAUCUUCUAGGACUCCUAUGCCACAAGGACCAAAAUCUUCUAAAAUACAAAUUGAAGAAGAAGACAACAAAAAAGUAAGGAAGGACAAGGUCAAGAAGAACCUAGAUGAAGUCCCUUACGCACCAAAUUUCACAGAUUUGAACAGCGUUCAGCUAAAGAAAGUCAAGAAAAAGAAAGAUAACGUAGCCUUGACAAACUCGCCAUCGCCAUACGAAUUCCAGUCCGUGCAGCUCAAAAAAAUCAAUAAACCAGCUCAAUCCCAGAAAAUUUAUUAUGAUCAAAAAGAAAUUUCACAGCCAAUCACUCCUCCUAUUGAAUUUGAAGAAAAUGAUGAUAAGCCAUUUGUUAUCAGGACUCCAGAGCGAAACAGAUUCACAAUUUCCAAAUCAAAUUCAAAUCUCCUUGAUACUCCAAGAAAAUCGGACGAAGCAAUUGUCGCAUCAUCAUCAUCGAAUAUUCCACAUUCUACAAGCGUCAGCCAGUUCGGUCCUUCCACAGCAAUUCCUCCAACUCCAUUUUCAGGAAGUUCUCACGGUUCUGCAUUCACUUCUGGCAAGAACAGCCCUCACAAUAGUACAUACGGUCCAUCAAGUAACACAGGAGCCGGAAUUAAGCCAAGUACGUUCAAACCUGCUCAAUUUAAUGCAACUCCGUUCACAAAUGCGGCCAUCCCUCAGUAUUCGCCAACAAAUUCAGCAUUCUCAUUCAAUACUGGUAACCUUCCGAGCGCAAAUCUCUUUCCAAACAAUACAUCAUUUAAUUUUGUCUCCCCGAACGGGCCAUCAACAUCAUCUACAGUUCAGAGGCAAUUAGCCGCUAAUAACCCGUCAUUUUAUAAUAAGAAUAUCCAACAAAAUCCGGUAAAUCAACCAACUACAGGCUACCACCCUUAUUUCAAUCAAUUCCAGUAUAGUCCUGCCGCUACAGGUUACCAACAGAUGAGGUUUCUGCCGCCAAUUGGCCAAAUGCAGCAACAAAGUCUAUUUCCAUCGUAUUUCGGAGGAACUCAGCCAGUUAACCAAGCUCCUGCACCUGCAUUCCCAGCUGCUUAUAUUCCAUCUCAAUUCCAGCCAAGUUUUCCAUCAGGCCAAAUGCCAUCGAAAUUUAACCCUCCAGCAUUUGUUCCAGCGACAUCUACUACACAACAAACACAACAGAAUCAAAUGCAGUGGUCGAAUUUCCCAACGCAAUCCAGAUUUGCUCCAACCCCUUCAACAUUUAAUCCAGGACCAGCACCGAACAACCAAGCAGGCCAACUAACUACGAAGCCUCCAAUCCCUGGCUCUCAGCCAUCGACAUUCCAUGCGCCAACUAUGCCAAAUUUGGUACCUUUUUCAACAAAUUCAAAUAUCAAGUCACCGCCGCAAACUGGCGAAGUUUUCAGACAGCUUAUGGGUACUUCCAAUACAAAUACACCAAGCCAGUUCAAUUCUGGUAGCGCAUCUAGAUUCCCAAGUCCGAGUCGGAACCAAGGUACAAUUCAGAACGGACCUGACUUCAGGCAGCUCAUGAACGGAGGCCCUGUCUAUCCACAAACUAAUUCAGGACAACUCCCAGGAAAUGGAAGAUUCCCAUCUCCAGUCCAUACUCCAAGUUACAUGCAACCAGACGCUCUUCCUCCUGCUUACAGUCACAAUAACUCUAGCACUAACUCGUCAAACGGAGGACAGCACACAUAUGUCCAAAAAGUGAACUCAACCACCAACUUAAGGCUUCAACCGCAAGACACAAAUGUUGGUGGUCAAGCCGCUAAACCAAGUUCUUCGAUUUCAAUGGAUAAUUCUCCUUCUGCAUUUAACUCAUCAUCAGGUUUUUCAAGGAAUGCAAGGAGAAAGACAGCAGAUUGGUUACCUGCAGAGCUCGAAGAGCUAAGAAAUAUGGCUGCUACGACAAAAGCUGAACCACAAGAAAUGUCAUUCAAACAAAAACUUGCUAAGUUCCAGGCUUUGGUCGGUAACGACUAA